Closterium sp. Yama58-4 is the source of this 453-nucleotide messenger RNA. The record is from the annotation of a GenBank genome assembly. NCBI's taxonomy places the organism in Eukaryota, Viridiplantae, Streptophyta, Zygnematophyceae, Desmidiales, Closteriaceae.
AUGUCCCGCAUUCUGACUCAGUACCACGCGAUGCCUGCUGACGUGGCAAUGGAAAGGCUGAUCCUUGGGCUUUCCACUACCAAGCGAAUUCUGCCCACAAUUGCUGCAUUUGAUAGUUAUGGCAUCCCGCCCCGCUUCGCUAUUGACAUGGUUCAGAAAUUCCCUCAUCUCUUCAAUUACAGCUGGAAUAAUAACUUAAUGCCAAAGCUACAGUACCUGGAUGAAGUAGGGAGGGGUAUCGACGAGGCGGUUCAGCACCCACAGUAUUUCGGGUACAGUUUGGCUCGGCGAAUUCGGCCGAGGCUCGGCGGUGUGGCUCGGGCUGGCCUGCAUGUGAGCCUGAGCUUUGUGUUGCGACUGAAGGACGAGGAUUUUGAGCGGCUGUAUGGUGAUGUGUGUAGGGACGAAGUAAGGGGAGGAGAUGGCGCACAGGAGCAAGGGUCAUGCAUUUGA